UUCCUUUUCCCUUCCGGUUCGUUUAUUCCCCAAUUUAAUAUACUAUCGAGAAGCAGAACAGAGACCCAAGUAAAUCGCCUGCAGUGAUGUCCCACGUACUCCUCCACCAUCUAGUUCCAAUCACAAUCGUCCAUCUCAAAUCAUGUUCUUUCCCCACCCCUAAACCAACGGCCUAUAUUCACCUCCGCACCAACCCAUCAACGGGCGCCACCAUAAAGUGCAUGGCCAAUCCCAGGAGAGUUAAAAUGGUAGCGAAACAGAUAAGGAGAGAGCUCUCCGACAUGCUCUUAACUGACAAGGUGUUGCAAUUCGCCGUCUUGCCUGAAGCCGCCUUAGGAGCCGACCGCUACCUCUCUUCCCUUACUACCAUAAGUGACGUUGAAGUUUCAGCUGAUUUACAGGUUGUUAAAGUGUAUGUAUCUGUUUUUGGUGAUGAGAGAGGGAAGGAUGUUGCGGUUGCUGGAUUGAAGUCUAAAGCUAAGUACGUUAGAAGCGAGCUGGGGAGGCGUAUGAAGUUGCGGAUUACACCAGAGAUACGCUUUAUCGAAGAUGAAUCUCUGGAGAGAGGAAGCAGGGUAAUUGCCAUAUUAGACAAGAUAAAGGAGGAGAAAAAGACUGCAGUAUAUGAAGAUGAAGAAGAAGAAGCAGCGGCAGAAGAAGUUGAAUCCAUGUCGUCGCGAGAUGACAGAGACUGGGAGGAUGAUGACCCUGAUGAAGAUAUUAUUUACGUAAAGUAGUUGCCUUGCCUUCUCAUUUGCUUAGUAUUUCUUCAGGACAGAAUGAAGAAGUUGUCAUAACAUUUUUACAGUGUGGAAUUUCCGAACCCCGAGUCUCGUCUCAUUUAGUGCCACUGCCAUUGUCCGAAAGCG
This is a messenger RNA of Hibiscus syriacus, 869 nucleotides long. Its product is annotated as probable ribosome-binding factor A, chloroplastic. Gene Ontology annotation, molecular function: ribosomal small subunit binding. The record is from RefSeq and is a predicted model, not a curated record. The transcript has 4 exons. NCBI's taxonomy places the organism in Eukaryota, Viridiplantae, Streptophyta, Magnoliopsida, Malvales, Malvaceae. Gene Ontology annotation, biological process: ribosome biogenesis; rRNA processing. Bases 87 to 737 code for a protein of 216 amino acids.